Messenger RNA from Penicillium macrosclerotiorum, 1596 nucleotides. RefSeq lists its product as uncharacterized. Lineage: Eukaryota; Fungi; Ascomycota; Eurotiomycetes; Eurotiales; Aspergillaceae. Bases 1 to 1596 code for a protein of 531 amino acids. The record is from RefSeq and is a predicted model, not a curated record. The transcript is spliced from 7 exons. Gene Ontology annotation, biological process: retrograde transport, endosome to Golgi. Gene Ontology annotation, cellular component: membrane; Golgi apparatus.
AUGAAGGGCUGGCUCCGUUCACUCGGCCUUACGGCCUUGCUUGCAGGCUCCGUGCUUGCCAACGAUGUGGAAAUCAAAUCCGACGAAGCGCACCGCCAACGAUGUUCAGGGAUGUACAGCCGCAAGGCCUGGGGAGGAAACGUCGACCCCUUUAUCCUAGUGAAAUUCUCCAAGGCUGGAACUCCAGAAGGCGAUCCUCUUGCCAGUUUGGUGAUCUUUGAAUGGAAUGACGAAGAGUUGAUUGGUGAAUAUCGGUCCGACGACGCUGAGUUGAAGGAAACUAUCUGCGACCAGGCGAACGUAGAUGCAAAGCUUUGCACCGAAGACCAAAUUGGCUCCUUCCUCCUUACUAAGAAUGCCAGUGAUGCCUCCGCCAAUCCCAUAAUUUCCAAGGCAAUUCACCUGAACGACCCGGACGCUAUCAAAUACCCCGUGCACAAGACUGGAUUCUACUGUGUGAGCACCUACGCAUACUCUGGGGAGGACUAUACCGCCGUUGUUACUUUUCGCAACUCAUAUGGAGAGCUGCCAGCGGCACAGAUCGCCAAGUUGCCCUUCUAUGGCGCUUUGACCAUCGUGUACGCUGUCGUCGGAGUGUUCUGGGCUUUUCUCUAUGUCCAAAAUCGGUCUGACAUCUUGCCCGUGCAAAACUAUAUCACUGCGAUCCUGGUGUUCCUGAUUGUCGAGCAGUUGAUGACUUGGGGAUUCUAUGAUUACCAAAACCGACAUGGCUUGAAUGCCAUGGCAAAGGCAUUGAUGAUCAUAGUUGCUAUUCUAAAUGCUGGCCGAAAUGCUUUCUCAUUCUUCCUGCUUUUGAUAGUCUGCAUGGGUUAUGGCGUGGUAAAGCCAUCGCUGGGCCGAACUAUGAUCUACGUUCGUAUCCUUGCUAUUGCGCACUUCAUCUUUGCCAUGGUCUACUCUAUUGCCAGCCUGUCUAUUACACCGGAUAGCGCGGGUCCUCUGGUGCUGCUUAUUGUCCUUCCUCUCGCUGGAACCUUGACGGCCUUCUAUGUCUGGACCUUGAACUCUCUCAAUGCCACUAUGAAAGAUCUUAUCGACCGAAAGCAAAAGACCAAGGCGUUGAUGUACAAGAAGCUGUGGUGGUGUAUCCUCGGGAGUAUCAUCGUAAUCUUCGGCUUCUUUUUCAUCAACUCUUUCGCCUUUGCUGGCCGCAGCGAUGCUAGCUUUGUGCCUGAGCACUGGAAGGCACGGUGGUUCGUGCUGGAUGGCUGGCUUAACCUGGUUUACUUGUUCGAUAUCGCAUUUGUCGCGUAUCUGUGGCGUCCGACUGCCAAUAACCGACGCUUCGCUAUGAGUGAUGAGCUUGCCCAAGAUGAUGAUGGCUUCGAAAUUCGUUCAUUCGGUAGUGGCCUCGAUGAAGAGGAUCCCCUGGAAGCGCCUCCCGAGUACCCCGGUAGCUCGGCCGCCGAUGGCCGUCGCGAUCUUUCCCCCGUCCCCCCCAAGCCAGUAUCACAGGCCCAGCGUUCCUCCUUGGAGGAGGAAACGAUCUUCGCUGUUGGUGAAGAUGGUGACAAAUGGUCAGACGACGAUGAAUCACCACGCAACUCCGACGAGCGGCAAAGACUCACUCACUAG